Diaporthe citri is the source of this 2856-nucleotide messenger RNA. RefSeq lists its product as uncharacterized. Gene Ontology annotation, biological process: DNA replication initiation. The record is from RefSeq and is a predicted model, not a curated record. The coding region runs from base 1 to 2856 and encodes 951 amino acids. The transcript is spliced from 5 exons. Gene Ontology annotation, cellular component: DNA replication preinitiation complex. Lineage: Eukaryota; Fungi; Ascomycota; Sordariomycetes; Diaporthales; Diaporthaceae.
AUGUCCGCAAGAGGUUCGGACGCGUCGCGUCCCCCUUCCAGAUCCAAGUCUGCAGCCCUCUCUUCGUCCGCAGCCGGCUCACGCAUCAGGUCCCAAGAUGACGCCCUGCCGUCCAGUUCACACAAGAGGAAGCGUGAUUGUCCUGCCUUCCCCCUGGAAGAACUGCUCAAACCAGCUAUUACAAUCAAGCCCCAAUUCUCCCUAGGCUCUGAGUCCGUGAGACCUCCCGUGUUGAAGCCACUCAUGUUGUUGUCCCGCGAGCAUCUUGCCUUGUCCGCUCUGGACUUGUCCUCCCCCAAUGGAGAGUUCCCAAGUGGCCCAGGCCGUUUCUUCGAGUCUCACAUCCGAGUCUUGGAUCUCGAGGGUCGCUUGCGCCAGGCACCAAGCGUACUCAUCGCACGCUCAGACGCCACCCACAAUGUCUAUGCCAUCGAACGCCACCAGACCGGCCUCUAUGUUGUUUGUAAGCUCGGCGCUUGGGUUGCCAUCGAGAAGCUCAGCCACCUUGCCGAGGCCUGUUAUGAGCAACGCUGCCGUCCAGCCCAGGCCGCACACGCCAACGUGGCCGAAGCUCCUUCAACCACGCCCCAGUUGCACCACGAGAGCAAGAAGAAAAGGCUUGCCAUAGAACAGAUCCAAUCCAUGGUGCGAAAACGCCCAAGGACCGUCUCUACAACGCCCUGCGAGUCACAAGACCAGAGCCAGCCCCAGAUUCAGGCAGUGACAUAUGCUGUUGCACAUUCCCUGGAGGACCCCUUCCAAGCACAACCUCCCGGAGGUGGUGUGAGCGACCCGCCACCCAAAAGUUCCCAAGCCGCUGUAGCAGAUUCAAAUGCCGACAUGCAGACUUCCGCCGAAGACAUAUUUCAGAAUAUCAGAUCCCAGUAUCUCGAGGCUCUUUAUCAUUCGAAGGGAUCAUUAGCGUAUUUUGCAAAGGGGCCUCUAUCUCGAGCACGCGCAGCCUUCCACCUGGACUGUGACGCAAACCUUGAGAUGAAUGACCUCGUCGAAUUUUUGAAAAGCCUUACAAUGUCGACGGUGCAGGUCGAUAAGAAAUUCCGCGAGACUUUGCCGGAGCUUGUUAAGGACAUAAGACUCCUGGCCGAGAGCUGUGCCGAGGAUGAACCAAAGAAGAAACGGAGAAAGUCCAAGAAGAUGAAAAUAGGCAAAGACGGACUCUAUCCUGGCGAGGUCGAUCAUGUGAAGAGAUGGUGGAGAACGCAUCGGUCUCUCAUACGUGAUGGCGACGAAGCUAUAAUUAACCCUCAGGAGGUCAAAUACCACAUAACUUGCCUUCGGACUCGAGAAACGCAGCUGCAAAUGAUCCUCAUCCUGGAAAUACUUGCGUUAGAAGCUGUGCGUCCGGCCGAAGACGCACAAGACAGCCAGUUACCCGGGCUGCCCGUUGGGGAUACGCCGAAGAAGACGGUCGAACCUGCCCCAAAGAAGCGCCAAAAGCACAACUUUUCAACACUGGUCGAUAUCCACGCCGACAGACUGUGCAUCUGGCAGUCCACGACGCUGGACGAGAUGGAAAUGAUAGCUGCCGAGUCACAAGCCAAGGACGGAUCGGAAACACAGAAGUCAGGGAGGGCGAAUUCGGACCCGCUGAAGGACUUUUGUGUAGACAUUUUGCUGCCAUUCUUCGCUGGCCGACUUCCUGAAUUGUGCGAGUCCUUGAAUCACAAACUCGGUGGCCCGGUCGUCGUGUCCCCCCCAAAGCCAAAGAAGCGUGCAGUUACAGCUGCUGCGAAGGCAACAGCAAUUCCCGGAUCUGUGGCCAAGAGACCGGUCUCAACCAGUGCGCCCAAGUCACUGGACAAGGUUUUCUCGCAUGACCAACUGAGGCGGAAGGCAUCUCGUAGGCCAACUGACGUCUUGGCAAGAAUGAGAUCCGCGACGCCCGCCACGAUCCCUGGGCUGAAGCGUGAAGCAAGCGAGCCUGCUUCAUUGAACACGAUACCAAGCGGAGACAGGUCUUUGAAAGAAAGAUCACGAAAUGUCUUGUCCAGGAGUGUUUCGAGUCUCACUGCCGACGACUCGAAGGCUCAGAAGAAAGCGAAGAUGGAAGCAGACCUGAAGGAUGCUAUCUCGGCCCUGAAGAAGCCUAACAGACAACUUGCGGGUAAAGCUAUUGUCGAGGAAGCCGAGAAGCGAAUAGGGUCAUCGAGCUCGCCUCGUCCACGAAAGCCGAAGAAUCCCACACGCUUCAACGUCAAACCACAGACUCAAAUUCAGGUCAAGGCUACUCCGGCCAACUACCGCUUCAAAGACGCUGUGUCAACAUCAGACCAGCGCAGUUAUGGUAGCUUCCACAUUCCUGCACCAAGGAUGGAGCUGCCACCGAUUCCGUCAAGCUCCGUCAUCCCGUCUACAGCACCUAGAAAUGGCCUGCGAGAUGGCCUCGAAGCAUUCCAUAUUGCCAGCACACCUAUUGCGAGCAAGUUGCAGGCAAAUGCCGUGCCAGACUCGGCAGCACCUUCGAAACCGACAAUGAACGAUCCCUUCACGCAACCUUCUUCACCCCUGAUGGCCAGAAGGGCUGCGCCAAACACCCAAAAACACCUUCAAAUACCGAGUAUUGACAUCUCUCCAUCAUCUCCUACACUCCCUCGCCUGUUCGCGACACCUGUUAAGCAGAAAUCCUCGGCCAACAUGGCCUUUGUUGACGAAAUCGUCACCUCUACUCCUCCUGGACCUCGACAGACAGCUACUCUGUUUGUCACUCCCGCUAAGAAAGCUCCCACUUCUGCACCUCCCGCGGCAGAACAACCCAAUGAACCCAGCAACAAACCGGCACUGACUAUCUACCAGCAGCUGGGCUGGGAUGAUUACGACGUUGAUGACCUUGCAUGA